CUAUAAUCCCAGCACUCUGGGAGGCGGAGGUGGGUGGAUCACCUGAGGUCAGAAGUUCAAGACCAACCUGGCCAAUGUGAUGAAACCCUGUCUCUACUAAAAAUACAAAAACUAGCCCUCCCCUCCCCCUCCCCAACUCAGAUCCGGCCCCGGUCCCCGUCCCCUUCCCUCCCCCCUGCCCUAAGCCACCUCCACCUCUGUCCUGGCCGCCUCAGGGCGCCCUGAAAGGACCAGGACAUGCGGGUGCGGUGGCUGCUCUUUUGGCUCCUCUUUUGGCUCCUGCUGGGAUUUAUCAGCCAUCAGUCCAUCUGUGUUAUCAAUAUUCUGGCUGACCAUCAUCAUCGUGGGACUGACUUUGGUGGAAGUCCUUGGUUACGUAUCAUUAUUGUGUUUCUGAGAAGUUAUAAAGUUGUCAUUUCCCUCUGGACAAGUUACCUUUGGGUGUCUUUCCUGAAGACUAUCUUCCAGUCUGAAAAUGGACAUGAUGGAUCCACAGAUGUACAGCAGAGAGCCUGGAGGUCCAACCGCCGUAGACAGGAAGGAAAUAAAAUUGGCCUGAAAGAUGUCUUUACUCUAUGGAGACAUGUGGAAACAAAAGUUAGAGCUAAAAUCCGUAAGAUGAAGGUGACAACAAAAAUCAACCAUCAUGACAAAAUCAAUGGAAAGAGGAAGACCGCCAAAAAACAGAAAAUGUUUCAACGUGCGCAAGAGUUGUGGCGGUGGGCAGAGGACUACCACAAAUGCAAACUUUUUCAGAUCCCCGCUUCUGCAAGAAAGCCUCUUUGCAGCUGGGUCAGAAUGGCGGCAGUGGAGCAUCGUCAUUCUUCAGGAUUGCCAUACUGGCCCUACCUCACAGCUGAAACUUUAAAAAACAGGAUGGGCCACCAGCCACCUCCUCCAACUCAACAACAUUCUAUAACUGAUAACUCCCUGAGCCUCAAGACACCUGCCGAGUGUCUGCUGGUUCCCCUUCCACCCUCAGCGGAUGAUAAUCUCAAGACACCUCCCGAGUGUCUUCUCAUUCUCCUUCCACCCUCAGCGGAUGAUAAUCUCAAGACACCUCCCGAGUGUCUUCUCAUUCCCCUUCCACCCUCAGCGGAUGAUAAUCUCAAGACACCUCCCGAGUGUCUUCUCAUUCCCCUUCCACCCUCAGUGGAUGAUAAUCUCAAGACACCUCCCUUAGCUACUCAGGAGGCUGAGGCAGAAAAAUCACCCAAACCCAAGAGGCGGAGGGCGGCUGAGGUGGAACCAUCACCCGAACCCAAGAGGCGGAGGGCGGCUGAAGUGGAACCAUCACCCAAACCCAAGAGGCGGAGGGCGGCUGAGGUGGAACCAUCACCCGAACCCAAGAGGCGGAGGUUGAGUAAGCUGAGAACAGGCCACUGCACUCAAGCCUGGGCAAUAAGAAUAAAACUAGUAGAACAAAACAAAAAAAUCAAAAAACAAAACAAAACCCACACUCCAAAAACAAACUAACAAAGAAUAAAUAAAUAAUAUAAAAAUAAAAAAAUAAAAAAAUAAAAAAUAAAAAUACAAAAACUAGCCUGGCAUGGUGGCAUGCACCUGUAGU
Molecule: messenger RNA, 1570 nt
Organism: Gorilla gorilla gorilla (western lowland gorilla)
Lineage: Eukaryota; Metazoa; Chordata; Mammalia; Primates; Hominidae
Product: nuclear pore complex-interacting protein family member B15-like
Source: RefSeq, a predicted model, not a curated record